UUCAGUAUUGGUGAAUUGAUGCCUUGGUGGAGCAAAGUAGAAUGGAGUAAAGUGAAGUGAUGAGACUAUCGUUAUUUGCUGUUGUUUGUUAAAAAUUAUCAUGCUUUCUCAUCAUAUAAGUAAACUUUUGCGUCGUUCGUAUUCACGUGCAAUCUCAAAUUACCGUGGCUUCGCCUCGACGAACGUUGAAACAGAUCCAACGGAAAGAGAUCCAACACCAUUCUUUUUUAAUAAAGAAAUUCAGGAAUGUCUGCAGACAUUAACGACACUGGAUUAUAAUAAGGUCUUUCGGACUCGCAAAGAUGGACACAAACUAGAACCACCGCAGUUUAAAUUCCUGACAGAUGAACAACUCGAGGAAGCUAGGAAAGCGGCGGAAUGUAGAGCGAAGGAAUAUUUGCAAAUGCCACCAGUAGUAAAACAAAGAUUGGAACCGUCUGAGCCGUUAUGUGAGGAUCCUGCGCUACAGAAUCAUGAUACUGCUAAAUACGUCUUUACUGAUGUCACAUACGGUCUUAAAGAUAAACAAAGAUCAAUAGUAGUUAGAGAACCGGAUGGUACAUUAAGACACGCUUCUUGGAAAGAACGAGAUAGAAUGAUACAAAUCUUUUUACCAAAACCAGAAAGGGAACUACAAAAACCAAAGAUGUUUGAAGGCGAAUACUUGAAGGAUUUGUUAAAUCGUAACGAGUACGAGUUCAUACUGGACCGCGCAUGCACGCAAUUUGAGCCGGACGAUCUGGAUUAUCAAGCAGUCACCCAAGAAGUCUACGAACACAUAAAUGCCGAGAAUCAUUUCGACGUCUUAAGAUCCACGCGUCACUUCGGGCCGAUGGUGUUUCAUCUAGUGUGGACGAGUAACAUCGACAAUCUAUUGUACGAAAUGAUCGAAACCAAUCGGAUCAAGGAUGCUGCGCUGCUGAUACGUCUAUACCAUAUGGUUCAUCCUACAACCAAGUCGGCAGUUGAGCAAUGCGAGCACACGGACGAUGUGGACUUCAUUAUGCAUUACGUGCACCUCGAAUCGCUAAAAAAGAAUAAGCUCCAAAAGCUCUUGCAAUCGUACAAAGAAUUGCAGCGGGAACGUGAAAUUGUGGCGGAAGGUAUUAAACAGGCCCAUGGCAUUUCUUCGGAAACGGAUAAAACAUUCGAAUAAAGCAUCAUCAAAUUAGCCAUAAAUUCAUAAACCAAGUUUCAUGAAACUUGAACAAGCAAUUUAUGAAGUAAAAAGGGAUAAGCCCAAAUGGGGUCGCCGAUCUACAAAGGAUUAAUAAGAAAAUACAGGUAAUUCAGAAUCGGAAUUCAUUUGUUCAUUUGUUCUGUCCAAUAAUUGUCAGUUCUGAUCUUCGUCAGGGAAGUGGAUUCUUCUUCGAGAGCAGUCCGCUGCUCCUCUUUUAUAGGACACCCUAUAGAAUAAGAGUGAGACUGUGCUGCAGUAUGUAAUGAUUUGCUUUAUUCGUUGUUCGUAAGGUUGAAUUAAUCGAUUGGAUAACAGACACACGGUGGUCGUCAGGGUAAUUCGAUGAUUAUUACUCGAUUAUUUUAUUACGUACGGUAGUACUUACAAACAUUUACAAAUGUAACAAGUCAAUUCGAUUUGGCGUACAGGAUUCGUCAGAAAACAUUACACUAAUGACCUUUCGCUAAUUCGCGUUUACGGAGAAGAAAACGGAGGAGGGGAGGAAAAAAACGCAAAAUCGGACAGCGCACAUCUGUCCUGCGAAACGCUUUGUCUUCGCUUCAAUUGGGAGGAGAAUGGAGAUGGGGAUCAGUACGGAUGAGAAUAGGGAGAUCGAUUGAUAUCUAGCGAUUAAAUGUAUCCGGUAACGAAUAUAACGGCUCUACCGAUACUCGGAGUAUCACCGCGAACGAAAAUGCACCGUUCAAAGUAGCUUUAUACAAACGCAACGUUACGGUUGUGGCGCCACGCUGUAAGUUACAAUCGUGAAACGAUAUCACAAACCUGAUCAUUUGCGUAAAAAAAAGGAAGAGAAUGAAACAUAAAAAAGAACGAGAUUUUCGCUUUUUUUUUUAAUUUCUCUUUUUUUCGCUUCUAUCUUCGUCCUCGCACUGGGGGACUGUCUCGCUUCGUUAUAAUACUUGAUAAGCACUCGCAAAUCGUAAUGUUCGUUUAUCAAUCAUUAUCAUUCGCCUUAUCUUUAAUAUACUCUUACUGCGUGUAGGUAAUUAUUAUUUCCCUAUAAAGACGUGCUCCGGAUUGCGUGUACAUGUGUGUUUUUGUGUGUGUAUGUGUUCGUAUAUGUGUGACAGUAAAAAAUAAAUAGGGUAUGCCUUUUCGCCGCGCGUUUCAACCCCCGGACGCGACCAAUCGUGUUACUCUGCUUUGCGAUAAGCAACUUUCUUCUCGACUGCGAGAUAAAUAUCAAUCGAUCACGACAAUGGAGGUCCACGUCGCUUAUUAUACUAAUAUUGCUACCAACAAAUCAUAAGAUUAACGAGCUUCCGAUCGCGAGAUGCGCUAAUACUAAUUUCCAUUCUCUUUUUUCAGCGAAUAGCAAAAGGCGCGAGCACGUAUACUAACUAUAUCGACGCAGUUAUCAGUUCGCGAUCUUGCUUAGAGACAACAUCGCAGCAUGCGCAUGAUCCACUCCUAAUGAUUCUAAUAUUCCUAAUAACAAUUUUUCAAUAAUUUCCUAAUUCUUAUGUUCAAUAAUUUCCUAAUUCUUAUUUAACUAUCAACUAGGUAACUUAACGAAAGGAAUCUACGAAUUAGAAAACAGUCAAAUAUAGAACACCGAUUCUCAUCAUUGAUUUUAUCAUUUGACAAUCGACAGAUUAGAAAAUUUUAUUCUACAAUUUUUCGAUAAUCGGCAACGUCUUAUUCGCUUUGAAGAAGAUACGAUUCGCUAAGGAAUCCAAUAAAAUGCGCGAUCUCUAGGCGAUCUGGAUCAAAGAAAAUCGUCCGUCUGCCGAAGUAAAGUCCGCAAACGCAUCCGAGGGUUGAUACGAAAGCCUCGUCGAAUCGGUCCACGGAUGCAGACCGGGUUAACGUAAGGUAUGGAAGCGUACAAAA
Molecule: messenger RNA, 3034 nt
Organism: Acromyrmex echinatior (Panamanian leafcutter ant)
Lineage: Eukaryota; Metazoa; Arthropoda; Insecta; Hymenoptera; Formicidae
Gene: mRpS22
Product: mitochondrial ribosomal protein S22
Cellular component (GO): mitochondrial small ribosomal subunit
Molecular function (GO): structural constituent of ribosome
Source: RefSeq, a predicted model, not a curated record